This is a messenger RNA of Gavialis gangeticus (Gharial), 1426 nucleotides long. RefSeq names its product RERG like (gene RERGL). The transcript has 5 exons. The record is from RefSeq and is a predicted model, not a curated record. Gene Ontology annotation, molecular function: GTPase activity; GTP binding. NCBI's taxonomy places the organism in Eukaryota, Metazoa, Chordata, Crocodylia, Gavialidae. Bases 53 to 667 code for a protein of 204 amino acids.
GGCGCGGCGCGGGGAGCGAGGGGCUCGGGCUGGUCCCGGCGGACUGGCGGGGAUGAGCGAGGUGAAGCUGGCGGUGCUGGGCAGCGAGGGAGCCGGCAAGUCGGCUCUGACCGUGAGGUUCCUCACCCGGCGCUUCAUUGGGGAAUACGCUUCCAAUUCUGAAUGCAUCUAUACUAAACACCUGUGUCUGGAUGGGAGACAAACACAUCUGGAAAUUUAUGACCCUUGUUCACAGCCCCGAAAAGGAAAGUUGUCCCUCACCAAUGAACUGCACUGGGCUGAUGGAUUUGUCAUAGUUUAUGACAUCAGUGACAGAACUUCAUUUGCAUUUGCAAAGGCAUUGCUGUACAGGAUACGAGAGUCUCCUGUAGGAGCCUUUAAAAAAGUGGUAGAGUCACCCGUGUUCCUUGUUGGUAAUAAACAGGAUCUAUGUCAUAUGAGAGAAGUUGGCUGGAAUGAAGGACAAAAGCUGGCAAUGGAAAACAAAUGCCAGUUCUGUGAAUUGUCUGCAGCAGAGCAUUAUCAGGAGGUGACGACAAUGUUCACAAAAGCCCUGAGAAACAUUACAACAAACUUCAAAGUCAAAGAGAAGAGACGUUUGAGUGGGUCAAAGUCAAUGGCCAAACUGAUCAACAGUAUGUUUGGGAAAAGGAGGAAGUCUGUGUAACUGAUAGCCAUAUGAGACAGUCUUAUGAGAACCAGGCUACAAGAACGCACUGAAGCACUGCAACAGUAGACCAGACAGAGUGCUUUGAUUCAUCCAAUGCGUUUAAAAGGUCUCUAUAUGAAGGGAUGAUACAUGAUGGUAGAAUCCAAAGAUAAGCAGCAAUUUAAUCCAGUGAACAGGGUACUAUUGUAGGACUCGAAGCCUGGGUUUUAUUUCCAGCUCUCCUACUGAUGUGCUGUGGCAUUAGUACAGCAACUUCACCUCUGAGCUACUGCUUCCAAUACUUUGUCUCAUCUAUAUAAAUUAUGGGCUCUUGGCAGGAGGGGCUUCUCUUACUUUAUAUUUAUGUAGUGCUUAACAACACCAGUGCCUUCACUGGUUUUGGCUGGAGCUUCUGGGUUAUUACCUGUCAGCUCUGUGUUCCUGAGGGAGCCCUGGCACCCAGCUUGCUGGACUUACAAAGGACUUUUUCUAUCCCUCCCCUCCCCACACUCACCUCAUCUACCCAGAACUAUGCAGAAGAAAAGUUUAAUAGGCACCUCAGGGCAUACAUUUCCUGGUCCUAGUAUAGGAGGCCUAUUUAAGCUUGAUUGACUAAAACUCGGUUGCCGGGUUAGGGAAGCUGAGGCAAGAGACCGAGUCAGAGGGGGUAUGGGCGACAUUUGAAUAAUGGUUCAGGGUUCAUCACAGUAUCCGGCCUGUUGGACCUCUGACCACAAAUGCUGUCAUACUUUUCCUGGGAUGACUGGUGGAAGUCCU